Molecule: messenger RNA, 3063 nt
Organism: Caenorhabditis briggsae
Lineage: Eukaryota; Metazoa; Nematoda; Chromadorea; Rhabditida; Rhabditidae
Exons: 7
Coding region: 1-3063 (1020 amino acids)
Biological process (GO): proton transmembrane transport; intracellular sodium ion homeostasis; sodium ion export across plasma membrane
Cellular component (GO): membrane
Molecular function (GO): P-type sodium:potassium-exchanging transporter activity; ATP hydrolysis activity; ATP binding
Source: RefSeq, a predicted model, not a curated record
AUGUUCGGGUGCUGCAAGAAGAAGAAAACGAACAAGUCGUUGGAUGAGCUCAAAAAAGAUAUCGUUAUCGAUGAUCACGAGAUUCCCCUCGACGCUCUUCUCAAGAGAUACUCAUCGUCUGAAACUGCUGGAAUAUCGGAGGCAGAAGCUGCGUCCCGGCUCAAAAAAGAUGGUCCAAACGCGUUGACUCCUCCCAAGCAGACAUCUAAAUGGGUGAAAUUAGCUGGCUCAAUCUUCGGAGGUUUCAACUUUCUUCUUUGGUGUGCUGCUGUUGCGUCAGCUAUUGGUUAUGGUAUGGAUCUGUCGAUGAGUGGUGACGAAGAAGUCCCGAAAGAUAAUAUGUAUAUGGCUCUCAUUCUGGCAACUGUUGUCACUGUAACUGGAUUCUUUGAUUUUUAUCAAGACAGGAAAAGUGGAAAUUUGAUGGAUUCAUUCGCCAACAUGAUCCCACCGAAGACCCUGGUCGUCAGAGAUGGAACAACAAAAGAAAUCGAAGUGAAGGAUCUUGUUGUUGGAGAUUUAGUUCGUUUCCGAGGAGGAGAUCGUGUUCCUGCUGAUCUUCGUGUUACUCUGGCCAGAGGACUAAAAGUGGACAAUUCCAGUUUAACAGGAGAAUCUGAACCACAGACCAGAAAUACCAAUUUCACAAGCAAGAAUCCAUUGGAAACAAAGAACUUAUGUCUAUUCAGUACAAGUGUUCUCGAAGGAUCCGGAGAGGGAAUCAUCAUCAGAACUGGAGAUCGGACUGUAGUUGGAAGAAUCGCCGCAUUGACCACUCAAGUGGAUUCUGGACCAACUCCAUUGGCAAAAGAAAUCAAUCAUUUCAUCAAAAUCAUUUCUGUGGUUGCAUUCACUGUUGGAGUUGCAUUCUUUGUUUUGGCCGUUGUUUAUGAGUAUCCACUUCUCAAGGCUAUCGUGUUCUUCAUGGGAAUUGUCGUAGCAAAUGUUCCAGAAGGAAUCGUCCCCACUGUAACAGUCAGUCUAACACUCACAGCCGUCAAAAUGAGGAAGAAGUUUUGUCUUGUCAAAAAACUUCAAGCUGUCGAAACGCUCGGAUCUACAUCCACGAUUUGCUCUGAUAAAACGGGAACUUUGACUCAAAACCGAAUGACUGUAACCCAUUUAUGGUUCGACGGUCACAUCAAAGACGCCGAAUUGCUGCCACCGAAUGAGAAUUAUCACGGAGAGAAGAGAUAUUUGAACAAUGACUCUUAUCAGAAACUGUUGAGAUGUGCGACACUAUGCAGUCGAUCUCACUUCAGAGUUCCUGAAUUUGAUGUUCCUCUGGCUAAACGUGUUGUGAAUGGAGAUGCUUCUGAAGUAGCUAUCAUGAGAUAUUGUGAAAUGAUUCGUGGCGAUGGGCAAGUCGACGAAUUCCGGAAAACGAUGCCAAAAGUUGGCGAGAUUCCAUUCAACUCCACCAACAAAUAUCAAUUUUCAAUUCAUCCAAUGUCCGAGAAACAGAAUAUUCUUGUGAUGAAAGGAGCUCCAGAGAAGAUAUUGAAGCUGUGCUCAACCUAUUACCACGAAGGAGAAACGAAGAAUGUAUCGAAGAAGUUUGAGAGGGAUUUCCAGAAAGCAUACGAAACACUUGGAUCCUAUGGAGAACGAGUUUUGGGAUUCUGUGACCUUGAAAUGAGUACGACAAAGUUUCCACCAGGAUAUCAGUUCAACAUGGAGGAUCCCAACUUCCCCAUUAAAAAUCUUCGUUUCCUUGGCUUGAUUGCAAUGAUUGAUCCACCACGUCCUGGAGUUCCAGAAGCUGUUCGUGUCUGUCAGAAUGCUGGAAUCCGCGUUGUCAUGGUUACAGGAGAUCAUCCCAUCACUGCCAGAGCUAUCGCCACCCAAGUCCAUAUCAUUGAACAAAAUGAACAAGUCACUGAAAUUGUGUCCCCUGAUCCGAAAUGCGAUCCAGCGAGUGAUGAGAUCUACGGGAAAGGGAGACUCAAGGCAACAGGAGCUGUGGUCAUCCAUGGAGAACAAUUGAGCACGAUGUCACCGAAAACACUGAAGACAGUGGUUACCAAUUACCAUCAGAACCAUUUUUUCCAGAUCGUGUUUGCUCGAACUUCCCCAGCUCAGAAACUUCAAAUCGUCGAAGCCUUCCAAUCGGUCGGAAAUGUAGUUGGUGUGACUGGUGAUGGAGUUAACGAUGCUCCUGCUCUACGUAAAGCUGAUAUUGGAAUUGCCAUGGGAAUCGCUGGUACUGACGUUUCAAAACAAGCUGCUGAUAUGAUUCUUCUCAAUGACAACUUUGCCUCGAUUGUCACUGGAGUUGAGGAAGGUCGUCUGAUCUUUGAUAAUCUCAAAAAGUCGAUCGCUUACACUUUGACUAGUAACAUUCCAGAAAUCACUCCAUUCAUGUCCUAUGUUCUAUUCGGUCUACCGCUUCCAAUGUCGAUCAUUGCCAUUCUUAUGAUUGAUCUUGGAACUGAUCUCUGGCCAGCCAUUUCAUUUGCCUACGAAGUUCCAGAAAGUGAUAUUAUGCAGAGAGCUCCUCGUAAUCCAAUCCAUGAUAAACUAGUCAACAAACGACUUGUCAUGUUCUCCUACAUGCAAAUUGGAGCGAUUCAAGCAUGCGCAGGAUUCACAACCUAUUUUGUAUUGAUGAUGUCAAAUGGAUGGUUCCCCAAGGAUUUGAUCAAUUUGAGUGAAAAAUGGGACAACAAGUAUAUUGAUGAUUUGGAGGAUAGUUAUGGGCAACAAUGGAGUUAUGAGAGUCGAAAAGCUCUUGAAUCAUGUUGCUACGGAACAUUCUUCUUCACGAUUGUCGUCACACAAUGGGCGGAUUUGUUUGCUUCCAAGACUAGGAAGAAUUCGUUGGUUAUGCAAGGAUUGGAAAAUCAAGUUCUCAACACUUCGGUCAUUUUCACAUGCUUCCUGGCCACUUUUGUUCUCAACACCCCAUUCGUGAAUGAAGUUUUAGGAGUCCAAGGAUUCCGUUUGGAAAUUGGAUUCCUUGCAUUACCAUUCGCUUUUGCCAUUGGAUUGUAUGACGAAUUCAGAAGAUUCUUCAUCAGAAAUUAUCCCGGAGGAUACAUUUAUAAGGAGACGUUCUAUUGA